Molecule: messenger RNA, 1920 nt
Organism: Melampsora larici-populina 98AG31
Lineage: Eukaryota; Fungi; Basidiomycota; Pucciniomycetes; Pucciniales; Melampsoraceae
Exons: 2
Coding region: 1-1920 (639 amino acids)
Source: RefSeq, a predicted model, not a curated record
AUGCUCAUGAAUCUUUGGAUGUUCACAAAAAAACCAGUUUCAUUUCAAGCUGUGGCUGAUUGUAAUAUUGGAACAGGAGGAGCACAUGAUCAUGAUGUUCAAUUGAUUCAUUCUUCUCUAUUUUCUACAAAUCCUUACAACACCUUUUCAGAUUUAGAUGGUUUGUUUCCUUCAGAAAUUGUGAAUAAUUAUCCCUUCAUUGGAGGUAGGGGAGAUUCAGGGCAAUUGAAUGAACAAGGAGAUCUUCUAACCAAGACUUCUGUGGGAGUGUACAAAUACCUUUCUGCUCAAGAUGAACAUGGGAUAUCCAAGAUGGAAAGAAAUGAAAUGAAAAUGUAUAAUGAAGAUGAUGUAUGGAUGUCAAAUUUUAUCAAAGAAUUUGAUUCAAUGAAUCAUUUGAAUUUCUCACCACUUCCAGAAUCCACUCAUGAAGAAUUUGAAGAGAAGACGAGAUCAGAUUCACAUGAUAUAUCAAAUAAUCUUCAGAAAACUUUAGCACCACUCAAAACACUGCCACCUUUUUAUGAAAAUUCCAGAGCUUGCCCGCCUGAUAGCAUGAUUCAUAGACCCAGAGGGACAACAGAUCCUGGAUCAUCUCCAAACCUUGUUACAUCAAAGUCUCUUGGUGAACAGAUAAAAGGAUCUUUGCCUAGAGAUCUACCAAUAUCAGCUUUGGAAAUCAAUGAUCAUUUGGUAAGGAACAGGGAUGAAAUAAGCAUUCUGAAAGUCAUUGAAACUCAAUCACCUGGUCCUGAUCACCCAGAAACCCACCCAGAAAGCCAGGAUUCCAAUAAGGAUGUUUGGGAAAAGGAGCAAGGUAAAAGGUCAAAAUUACUUUUGAGGGCUCAAGAUUCUUUGAAUGAAGAUCAACAAUCAAUCAGAGAGAAUGAUUUAACCACAAAAAAGGACUACAAUCUCAAAAGCGUGGUCAUAAACAGGAAGAGAAAGAACCCCCACACUUCAGAAGCUUCAGAUGUGGAGCUUGGAAAGCACCAAAAUUUGGAUCACUCUUGUUACCUCAAUAAUGAUGUAGACAUUUUUCCAUCAGAAGAGUCAAUUAUCAGUCUUCCAAGUAGCCCUUCCUUUCCAAAACAAGGACUUACAACACUAGGAUGCAGGAAUGGUUUGGAGGAUACUGUAAUCUCAACUGACAAUAAGGAAACAAAAGGCAAGGUUCUAGAUAUUCUGGAUGAUGUACCUAGAAGAAAAAGAACACAUAGACAACCCAACAAUAGAAGAAAGGAGACAGAAAAUCAGGCCAUAGUUCAAACAAGGAAGAUCUGUGAAGAGGUCAACCCCUGUGAAGACACAAGUAUAUACAAACAUCAGCCCAGAACAUCAUUUGAUAGCUUGAUUGAGAAACACAUCACCCCCUUUAUGACACAAUUUGAGGAUUUCCUGCAAGAAGAUAUGUAUCUGGAACAUAGAAAUCCUAGAUCCAAUACUCACCUGAUGAGAAGACUAAGGUUUAUGACCCAUGAAUUUCUCCUAUUGUUAGUGAAAUCUCAGUUGACCUAUGCAACCAAUGGAGAAGAUUUAAAUCAGACUCUAGUUGAGGGAUACCAAUGGCUAACCAAUAUUUGGAAGACCAUUCCGAUUGAUGCCCUUAUCAUGACAAAUCCACCCAAAUCAACUAGGCCUAUUAACGGAUAUACCGCACUUGGAACCAUGGAAGAGACCUUGAUCUCUAGAGUUAUGAGCACAAAUCUAUUUUCUAGAAGUCAACAGAAGUUAAAUGCAUAUGUAAUCCUCACUUGGAUGCAGAGAUUCAGACCAAAUUGGCUAGAUGUAUUUAAAAUUACACCUCAAAGUGAAUUUUGGAAAAUUCCAGAAUAUAGAUCAAACCUACCUCUAGUUCAAACAUUUAUUUCAGGUAUUGAAAAAAGGAUUUUGGAAAUAGAGUCUGACAUGGGGAUUUGA